GCAGUUGGAUUUCUACUCUAAUGGUGCCCAUGGUUGUCGUGUGGGUCUCUUUCAGUUAUCUGUAGCUUACCACCUGUAACAGCGCGUCUGCUCUCAGAGCUCAACUGUUCAGUUUUUCCGAAACCGAAUAUGAAGAAGCAGAACAUCCGGACCUUGUCGCUCAUCCUUUGCAUGUUUUCCUAUCUUCUGGUCGGUGCCGCAGUUUUCGACGCGCUGGAAUCCGAGUCGGAGAGCUCCCGCAGACGUAUUUUGGAGCAGAAGCGCAGCGAGAUGAAAAGGAAGUAUAGUUUCUCCGAGGACGACUACAGAGAAAUUGAGCGUGUGGUUCUCCAAGCCGAAACCCAUCGUGCCGGAAGACAGUGGAAAUUUGCCGGUUCAUUUUAUUUUGCCAUAACUGUCAUCACUACUAUUGGAUAUGGUCAUGCUGCUCCAGGUACUGAUGCAGGGAAGGUCUUCUGCAUGUUCUACGCUGUGUUGGGGAUUCCCCUUACCCUGGUCAUGUUUCAGAGUCUGGGCGAAAGGAUGAACACCUUUGUCCGCUACCUUUUGCGCAACAUCAAGCAGUGUAUGAGAUUACGGCGGACUGAAGUUUCCAUGGAAAACAUGGUUCUGGUUGGCUUCCUGUCCUGCUUAGGUACACUCUGUGUAGGAGCUGCAGCAUUCUCUCACUUUGAGGGCUGGACUUUCUUCCAUGCUUAUUACUACUGUUUUAUCACGCUCACCACAAUCGGCUUUGGGGACUUUGUGGCCCUGCAGAAAAAGGAGGACCUGCAGGAGAAGACUCCGUACGUGGCUUUCAGCUUCAUAUACAUUCUUGUGGGCCUGACAGUCAUCGGGGCCUUCCUCAACCUGGUGGUGCUGCGUUUCCUCACCAUGAACACAGAGGACGAGCGGCGCGACGCCAAAGAGAGGGCCUCUCUGAAGAGAGACAGAGGCCUGAUGGAGGGGCCCCUCGGGCUCCACACUGUGGAGGAGCAGAGGGCCAGAGCGGGUCAAAGCCAGAAGAACAGGGACAAUAUGGCGAACAGCCGGAGUCACAGCACCCUUUUCCUACCCAUGGAAGAGGGAACGAGUCGCACCAACCUAAUUGCUUCCCCAGCAGAGGAGCAGGAGGCCAGGGGUGCCUCUUCCAGGAACAGGCUGCACUUACAGAUCCGAGCAGGCAGCUGCAGCCCUGAGACCCGUCUUGGGUCCCUCUGCUCCUGUAUGUGCUACCGCCUGGGUGUGUGUGACAGUCCCAUACCAUCAUACAAUGAGCACCCUGGCUGCCACAUCAACUCUGUUUACUACAACUCCAUUUCCUACAGGAUCCAGGGGUGCUCCACCAGCCCCAGGAACAAUCCAGGACUGUCCUCCCCAGAAAGUGCACUCUCUCCUGGGUACAACUUCAGGGAGUUCCCUCGCUCCAGGCGGAAGUCAUUUUAG
Hypomesus transpacificus is the source of this 1425-nucleotide messenger RNA. It is a transcript of the gene kcnk15, whose product is annotated as potassium channel, subfamily K, member 15. Gene Ontology annotation, biological process: stabilization of membrane potential; potassium ion transmembrane transport. Gene Ontology annotation, molecular function: potassium ion leak channel activity. The record is from RefSeq and is a predicted model, not a curated record. Gene Ontology annotation, cellular component: membrane. The transcript has 2 exons. The coding region runs from base 130 to 1425 and encodes 431 amino acids. Lineage: Eukaryota; Metazoa; Chordata; Actinopteri; Osmeriformes; Osmeridae.